This is a messenger RNA of Annulohypoxylon maeteangense, 1563 nucleotides long. RefSeq names its product S-adenosyl-L-methionine-dependent methyltransferase. The coding region runs from base 426 to 1169 and encodes 247 amino acids. The transcript has 5 exons. Lineage: Eukaryota; Fungi; Ascomycota; Sordariomycetes; Xylariales; Hypoxylaceae. Gene Ontology annotation, molecular function: O-methyltransferase activity; S-adenosylmethionine-dependent methyltransferase activity. The record is from RefSeq and is a predicted model, not a curated record.
GUGGGUUUCGGCUCCGGAGUCGGGGCAGCUACGUAAGGCAACAUCAACCUUCCCUCGGUUUACCUACCUAGUAGGAAUGCGAGAACUGGGAGGAGCCUAUGUGGAGGGAAGGAGAGGAAAUGAAUGACAAAGGAAUUAUACUAUAUGUACAAACCUACGUAGUACACAGUGGGGGUGACGCAAUCUGCAGUUGCCCGGUUUUAUAACUGCUUAAAGUUAUAUCUUUCCUAGACAACCACGUUUUGGCGUUUUUUUACGUCUCACCCUGUGUAACCUAGUAUUCAUUCUAGACUAUCAGGUAGAUGCGACGGUGACUCGAGUCGUAACAUAUACGAAGGAAUAUAUAAUAGAGUUAUUUGCUACCUUCUCUUUGUUCAAUACCUAACUAGAUCUAUUUAUUUGCUUCCACAUCGAUAUCAGUCAAGAUGAAGGAAGGAACAACAUUACUUUACACCACCGAGACGCUGGGCGACCGCGUUUCCAAAUACUCUGAGUCCAUCUCAGUCACAGUUCCUCAGAAACUCCGAGACUACCAUGCCCGUAUCUUCAAGGAUCGUGAUGAUUCUAACUACAUGAUCUCGACCUUCGAGUCUCAGGCAUUGAUCUUUCUCGGACGUAUGAUCGGCGCCAAACGAGUUCUUGAGAUUGGCGUUUAUGUUGGGUUUUCGGCUAUGAUUUGGAGCCAUGCUGUCGGACCUCAAGGCAAGGUCACUGGUCUUGAGUAUGACGAAGAAUAUUCCGAGUUGGCGUUGAAGGCUGCGAAAGAGAACGGCUACGACAACAUCGAGAUCCACACCGGUGAUGCUGCCGAGACUCUCCCCAAGCUCGCUUACCCCGACGAGCCGUAUGAUAUCGUCUUCAUCGAUGCGAACAAGACAGCGUAUCCGGGAUAUCUAGCUAAGAUCUUAGAGAUGUCGCAGCCGGGUGCGAAGAAGCGGCUCGUACGCCAGGGGGGUAUUAUCGCCGCAGACAACGCGCUGCGUCGCGGCCUCGUUGCCGAUUCCAGCUCCGAUAACCCAUGGCUGCCCGCCGACUUCGCGACCGGAUGGGAGGGGAGCGCUGUUGCUGCUAUUCGGAAGUACAACAAGGCUGCGGCGGAGAACAGUCGGUUGGAGACGUUUAUGGUCCCGCUUUGGGAUGGGUUGAAUUUGGCUAGACUUGUGGAUUAAAUGCCUUCGUAGUCGGGUAUCGGGUAGUUUUUGUUGGUCGGAAAUUUUUACGUGGUUGGGAUAAGGCCAGGUUAGACUGAGAGGAUGAUGCGGGAUGUAUGAUGUGCGACAAUUUACGAAGUAUCAUUUACGCUUGUCGACUGCAUAAGGUGUUACCGUAAGAGGUAUAAGGUUGUCAAAGGACAGGGGCCGGUGACAUUAUACGCAUCGUCGCCGCCAUUCGGUAACCAAUCAAUUGAUCGGUUUAUCACUCACUUGAACUGAUGUUGGUGACGGAACUAUGAGGGCCACAUGUAAGGUGUCACGGUGUCACCCACCAUUAUGGCGGGAGCUGAAAUUUGCCCCCCUUCCCGUGUCUUGGCACGGGUAACGAAAUUAAGCCCCGCGAACGCCA